Molecule: messenger RNA, 1723 nt
Organism: Episyrphus balteatus (marmalade hoverfly)
Lineage: Eukaryota; Metazoa; Arthropoda; Insecta; Diptera; Syrphidae
Gene: SerRS
Product: serine--tRNA ligase, cytoplasmic
Exons: 2
Coding region: 121-1614 (497 amino acids)
Biological process (GO): seryl-tRNA aminoacylation
Cellular component (GO): cytosol
Molecular function (GO): ATP binding; tRNA binding; serine-tRNA ligase activity
Source: RefSeq, a predicted model, not a curated record
GGCUUUUGUCAUUACUCAUUUCACUUCACAUCAUCAAAAAAGAGCAUUUGCCUUUCGCAGCCACGUUGUUGGGCUUUUUUUAUUCUUCAAAAAUAUCGAAUUUUCAGCGAAUAAAUAAACAUGGUUUUGGAUUUAGAUCUUUUCCGCAGUGAUAAGGGUGGCAAUCCCGACAAAAUUCGUGAAAAUCAAACCAAACGCUUCAAAGAUGUAGCUUUGGUUGAGACCGUCAUCAAUCAGGACACCGAAUGGCGACAGCGAAGACAUCGUGCAGACAAUCUUAACAAAGUUAAAAAUGUUUGCAGCAAAGAAAUCGGUGAAAAAAUGAAGAAGAAAGAACCACAAGGAGAUGACAAGGAACCAGUUCCUGAGAAUUUAAAAAAAGAUCUAACUGAAAUAACUGCUGAUAUUCUCAAAAGUCUGACUGUCAAUCAAAUCAAGAAAGUUCGUGUCCUCAUCGACGAAGAUAUGGCCGAAAACGAAAAGCUCUUGCAACAAGCUGAAGCAGCUCGUAAUUCUGCCCUCCGUGAGGUUGGCAAUCACUUGCAUGAAAGUGUACCCGUUAGCAACGACGAGGAGGAGAACAAGGUCGAGCGUACCUUCGGUGAUUGCACAGCUCGUGGCAAAUACUCUCACGUCGAUCUCAUUGUCAUGAUUGAUGGCAUGAAUGCUGAAAAGGGAGCCGUUGUCUCCGGUGGAAGGGGGUAUUUCCUCACAGGGGCUGCUGUGUUCCUUGAACAAGCACUCAUUCAACACGCACUCCAUAGCCUAUACAAAAAAGACUACACCCCCUUGUACACCCCAUUUUUCAUGCGCAAAGAGGUGAUGCAAGAAGUUGCACAACUUUCGCAAUUCGAUGAGGAACUUUACAAAGUUGUCGGCAAAGGUAGCGAAAAGGCUGAAGAGGCUGGUGUGGAUGAAAAGUACUUGAUCGCCACAUCCGAACAACCAAUCGCCGCUUACCAUCGUGACGAAUGGUUGCCAGAGGCUUCCUUGCCCAUCAAAUAUGCUGGUCUCUCGACAUGCUUCCGGCAAGAAGUCGGCUCUCAUGGACGUGAUACUCGUGGCAUAUUCCGAGUGCAUCAAUUCGAAAAGGUCGAACAGUUUGUGCUGACCUCGCCACACGACAACAAGUCCUGGGAAAUGAUGGAUGAAAUGAUUGGCAACGCUGAACAAUUCUGUCAGUCCCUUGGCAUUCCAUAUCGAAUUGUUAACAUUGUUUCGGGUGCCCUUAAUCAUGCUGCCUCAAAAAAGCUGGACUUGGAAGCAUGGUUCGGAGGCAGUGGUGCAUUCCGUGAGCUUGUAUCAUGCUCAAAUUGCUUGGAUUACCAAGCAAGGAGGCUGCUUGUGCGUUAUGGCCAGACAAAGAAGAUGAAUGCUGCAGUAGAUUAUGUGCACAUGUUGAAUGCAACAAUGUGUGCUGCAACUCGUGUCAUCUGUGCUAUUUUAGAGACUCAUCAAACCGAAACUGGUAUUAAAGUGCCAGAGGUUUUGAAGAAAUUUAUGCCUGAAAAAUAUCAAGAUGAGAUUCCGUUUGUUAAACCAGCUCCAAUUGAUGUUGAAGCAGCUACUGCUGCAACUAAGAAGGGUAAAAAGGCUAAGGAAGCAGCUGCCUAAAAGGUAUACAUUACCACAAUUACUCUCUACACUUCGAUCUAAUAGAAUCUGCGAGACAACAUGAUGUCCUGUUUUUUUUUUUUUUUUUUUUGGCUUUUAUAUAAACGAU